ACUACGAGAAGUUAUUUGAAAUGUUUAAAAUCUUUCGAAAAUGGGAGGAAGAAAAGGAAAAAAACAAAAAAAAAAUGGUUAAGAAGAGGAUAAAGAAGGACUCGGGAAGUCAUAGAAUCUUGGAGAAGAAACUCAAAGAAAUUGAGUGUCUACUACAAGAAUUAUGUUUCGGCGAUGGUGAUCUUAAUCUGUACCGGAAAAUCCAACACCGGUUUAUUUUCACGAAGACUCUUUUAAGUGCAGAGAUAUCGUCGGUUAAGGACGAUGAAGAGGAAGAGUUGAAUCUUGCAUGCAUGGCUAAGAGGUUAACCGAACUUGAAGACGCUUUUGACAACAUUUUAACUGGUCCAACCAACGAGAGUGGUGGUGUUGAUCAUGUCAGUGUUGAUGAGACCGGUUCGGUUUUCUCUUUUGUCGAAUCGUUACCGGAAGAAUAUCAAGAUGCGUCAUGGGAGAAGACGGUUGAGGAAGCAGUGGCGGGGAGAGAAACCGGUGAGAACAGUAAGAACCGGUUUAGGUGUUUGGUUAGUUUUUGUAUUGUUGGUUUUGUUGCUACCAUGGUAAGUUAUUUUGGUUAUUUUUGUGAUCAAAUGAAUUGCGAGGAUACUAUCUUCCUCACCCCUACUUAA
Molecule: messenger RNA, 629 nt
Organism: Eutrema salsugineum
Lineage: Eukaryota; Viridiplantae; Streptophyta; Magnoliopsida; Brassicales; Brassicaceae
Exons: 1
Coding region: 21-629 (202 amino acids)
Source: RefSeq, a predicted model, not a curated record